Molecule: messenger RNA, 1089 nt
Organism: Pseudovirgaria hyperparasitica
Lineage: Eukaryota; Fungi; Ascomycota; Dothideomycetes; Acrospermales; Acrospermaceae
Product: alternative oxidase-like protein
Exons: 2
Coding region: 1-1089 (362 amino acids)
Biological process (GO): alternative respiration
Cellular component (GO): mitochondrion
Molecular function (GO): alternative oxidase activity
Source: RefSeq, a predicted model, not a curated record
AUGAUAUCCACUCGGGCUGUCACAACUUGCCGUACACUUGCGGCACCAAACACCACUUCGACCCUCCUCAAAGCCUGCAAUGCUACCGUGGUAGGAUUUCGUUCUGCGUCUGUAUCCCCACAGCAGCAGCAAUGGACCUCUCGGCGCGGUUUCACUACGACGCCGACUCGUAAUAUAAAGGAGUUUUUCCCCCAGACUGAAACGAGGGACAUCAGAGAGACUCCUCCAGCGUGGGAACAUCCAAUCUACGCCAAGGAUGACAUGUUGAAGGUCCAGAUCGCACACCGCGAGACACGGGACUGGGCUGACAAGAUCGCCUUACUGGCCGUCAAAGAGUCGGAGCUGAUCAUAUCAGUUCUGCGAACAGGUCUCGAUAUCGCCUCUGGAUAUCGUCAUGCUUCCGCCAAAGAGCUGGCAAAACUGGAUCCCCUCACAGCUCGCCAGAAAUACGGCAUGACGGAGCGCAAAUACCUCAUUCGAAACAUCUUCCUCGAGUCCGUUGCCGGCGUUCCGGGCAUGGUUGCCGGCAUGAUGCGACAUCUACACAGCAUGCGACGCAUGAAGCGCGACAACGGUUGGAUGGAGACAUUGCUAGAAGAAUCCUACAACGAGCGCAUGCAUCUGCUCACAUUCCUCAAGAUGGCUGAGCCGGGCUGGUUCAUGCGGUUGAUGGUGCUGGGAGCACAGGGUGUGUUCUUCAACGCCUUCUUCGCUGCAUACAUCCUCUCGCCUCGGAUAUGCCAUCGAUUUGUGGGAUACCUCGAGGAAGAGGCAGUGAUUACAUACACUCGCGAGAUUGAAGAUAUUGACAACGGGACACUGCCGAAUUGGGGCAAGAUGCAAGCUCCCGAGAUUGCUGUCAAGUACUGGAAUAUGCCCGAAGGCAGUAGGACGAUGCGCGAUUUGUUGCUCUAUGUCCGUGCGGACGAAGCAAAGCAUCGCGAGGUUAAUCACACUCUGGGCAACCUGGAUCAGAAGAAUGAUCCGAACCCGUAUGCCAGCACAUACAAGGACGUCAACAAGCCGCAUCCUACCAAGGGCAUCGAGCAUCUGCAGUCCACGGGCUGGGAACGUAAGGAUGUCAUCUAA